UCUGCUCUACUUCUGCUGCAGGAAAUUAUCUACAGCAGAAAUGAAAGUUGCUAAAGAGAAACGUUACUGAAGGCUUUGUUAAACGUUUGUUUAUGGUUCAGUUUAAAUGGCGUUUAUUUUUAUAUUUGUUGUUUUGAUAAUUUACCAUGAACUGCUCAAGGGAUCGAUCAGCGUCGAACUAAGUAGGAAAUAUCUGACGGACGAAGAACGACUAUUGACUUUUCAGCAAGAAAAUGAAAACAACGAACUCUAUCAGAGACUGAUUAAUUUCCAGAGUUCCGUCAAGAGACAAGCUUUUCUGAACUCACAGUUGAAGAAAUCAAACCAUUCUGCCCGUUAUGGCAUCAACCAGUUCUCUGACUUCUCUCCAAAACAAUUCAAAGAGCGAUAUCUCACAGCUCGGGCUGAGACGGCUCCAAAGUUUGACCCAUCUAGGGCUGAAUUUCAAAUUAAGACGAAUUAUCCACCCAGGUUUGAUUGGAGGGACCAUGGAGUUGUCGGACCAGUACGAAACCAGGAGUCGUGUGGAGGUUGCUGGGCCUUCAGUGUGGUGGAGGCCAUUGAAUCCGUGUCAGCUAAAGAUGGUGGAAAACUACAGCAGCUCAGUGUGCAGCAGGUUAUAGACUGCUCUUAUGAAAACCACGGCUGUAAUGGUGGAUCCCCUGCUGAAGCUCUGUACUGGCUCAUAGAGACCAAAUUGAAGUUAGUGAAUCAGGCGGAGUAUCCCUUCAAAGCCGUAGCUGGAAGCUGCCAGUACUUUCCUCGUUCUCAUGAAGGAGUGAUAGUGAGGAAUUACUCCAAUUAUGACUUCAGUGUACAUGAGGAGGUGAUGAUGAGUGUCCUGGUGGCGUCUGGGCCUCUUGUGGUCAUUGUGGAUGCCAUCAGCUGGCAGGAUUACCUGGGCGGCAUCAUUCAGCAUCACUGCUCCAGCCACAAUGCCAACCAUGCCGUACUGAUCACCGGUUAUGAUACCACAGGGGAAGUGCCAUACUGGAUAGUACGCAAUUCAUGGGGACCUCAUGGGGCGAUAAUGGAUAUGUUUACAUCAAAAUAGGGAACAACAUGUGUGGAAUUGCUGACAAUGUUGCUGCUGUUUUGUGUGAUUGUCAAUAAUCUUUUGUACUUCCGCUAUAAGACCGUAUCAGAUCAACAUUUUAAAAUAUCAGCCUCAGGACGGAAAUCCUCCUGUGUAGCUGAGAAGGCUGUAAAAAAUCUCAAGUAGCAAAUCCAGUUGCCUCAUGAAUGCAGAGCAAGUACGCUGCUAUUUGAGCUUAUUCCUAAUAUGUAAUAUUCCUAAUACAUCAUAAUACAUCAUAUUCCUAAUCCCAGUCACUGUAGCCCAAAACGCACACUAGCUAGAUCUAUCUUUAAGAAUGUUUUAAUCUUCAGAAAACACUGUUAGUAAGUAUAAGUGCACAACUGAACUGAACGCUUACUGUAUUGUGACAUUGCACUGAUGUUGGACACACAAGUGAACUCAUCUGAGAAAAAUGUGAACAUUUGUUUUGUAUUUUUUUGAAUACUAAUACAGCCUUUAAUCUGUAAGUGAUAAUCACUACAGUACAUUAUGUACUAGAUAUUCAGAAUUAAUCUGCUUUUUUACUUAUUUGUAACUACAAACUUGGGUUACAUUUUAAUAAGAUGUAAUAAUAUUAAUUUAACACAUAUAUUUAGGGUUAGUUGGUUGUAAGUAUGUAUAAUUUGUUGAUUAUUCUUACUAUAGUAAAUAAAUGUAAGAUGUGUUACAAUGAAACUUAAAUAGUGUUAACCAAAGUUUACUUUUUAUUGUGUUUAGCAAUUGCGGUUGCAUUUUAGGAAUAAUCUUGACAUGUUUACUGAUAUUAAAUAAACUUAUACAUACUAAACUUAACAUAUACUAUUUAAGUACACUAUUUGCCAGAAAACAUUGUCUAUUUUUUUUCCAAAUAAACAAGAAGUAGGCUAUCAUAAUAUCUGUAUGUGUAUGCUCUUUAUUUACAAAAUAUAAAUCAGUUAACUACAUAUGUAAUGCGAUCUUGGAAAACCCACAUGGUAAAACUUUAAUUAUUACAGGUUUUGAUAGCAUAAAUUUCGUCAAAUCGUCGGCUGAUCGCUAUGAUUUUCAGGAA
Pimephales promelas (fathead minnow) is the source of this 2108-nucleotide messenger RNA. The record is from RefSeq and is a predicted model, not a curated record. Lineage: Eukaryota; Metazoa; Chordata; Actinopteri; Cypriniformes; Leuciscidae.